AUGCCUAGUACACAUAAUAAAGAUAAGCCUUGGGAUACCCCAGAUAUCGAUAAAUGGAAUAUCGAAGAAUUCACAGAAAAGGACAAUAUUUCCGGUAAACCUUUUGCUGAGGAAUCGUCGUUCAUGACAUUGUUCCCAAAGUACAGAGAAGAAUAUCUUAGACAAAUCUGGCCAGAACUCACCAGAGCCUUAGACAAAAAAAAUUUGGCUUGCACGUUAGACUUGGUGGAAGGGUCUAUGACUGUGAAGACCACUUUAAAAACCUAUGAUCCGUACGCUGUGUUUAAGGCGAGAGACUUGAUCAAAUUGUUAGCUAGAUCGGUUCCUUUUCCACAGGCAGUAAGAGUUCUCGAGGAUGAUAUUGCUUGUGAUAUCAUAAAGAUUGGUAACACAAUCUCGAAUAAGGAACGUUUCUUGAAAAGAAGACAAAGAUUGGUGGGACCAAAGGGUAAUACUUUGAAAGCGCUUGAGUUAUUAACCCAAUGUUACAUCUUGGUUCAAGGUAAUACAGUCAGUGCCAUGGGUCCAUUCAAGGGAUUGAAAAAUCUCAGAAGAGUUGUGGAAGAUUGUAUGAAGAAUAUUCACCCAAUUUAUCAUAUCAAAGAACUUAUGAUUAAGAGGGAAUUAGCCAAGAAGCCUGAACUAGCCGAAGAAGACUGGAGUCGUUUCCUUCCUAACUUCAAGAAAAGAAAUGUUGCUAGAAAGAAGCCUAAGCAAAAGGCCAAUGAAAAGCAGAAAGAUAAGGUAUACACACCAUUCCCACCAGCACAAACUCCUAGAAAGAUUGAUUUACAAAUUGAAAGUGGUGAAUAUUUCUUGAGCAAGAAAGAAAAGGAAGAAAAGAAGUUGACUGAAAAGAGAGCUCAACAGGAAGAGAAGCGCAAGGAAAAGGAAAUUGAAAAACAAAAGGAUUUUGUCGCCCCAGAGGAAGAAGAGUAUGUGAGGGUCUCAAAACGUAAGAGAGACGAAAAAGAUGAUGGCGAAGAAGAAGAAGAAGAAAAGAAAUCAAAGAAGGAGAAGAAAGAGAAGAAAGAGAAGAAGGACAAGAAAGAGAAGAAAGAGAAGAAAGAGAAGAAAGAGAAGAAAGAGAAGAAGGAAAAAAAGGAAAAGAAAGAAAAAAAGGAGAAGAAGGAUUAA
Molecule: messenger RNA, 1137 nt
Organism: Saccharomycopsis crataegensis
Lineage: Eukaryota; Fungi; Ascomycota; Saccharomycetes; Ascoideales; Saccharomycopsidaceae
Gene: KRR1
Product: ribosome biosynthesis protein KRR1
Exons: 1
Coding region: 1-1137 (378 amino acids)
Cellular component (GO): small-subunit processome; nucleolus
Molecular function (GO): RNA binding
Source: RefSeq, a predicted model, not a curated record